Prosopis cineraria is the source of this 986-nucleotide messenger RNA. RefSeq names its product transmembrane ascorbate ferrireductase 2. The coding region runs from base 92 to 778 and encodes 228 amino acids. The record is from RefSeq and is a predicted model, not a curated record. Gene Ontology annotation, molecular function: oxidoreductase activity. The transcript has 4 exons. NCBI's taxonomy places the organism in Eukaryota, Viridiplantae, Streptophyta, Magnoliopsida, Fabales, Fabaceae.
CAUCACAGCAUAUUUCUUCGUCUUUGAAAAGCAAAUAGUCACGCCGCCUCUCUCUCUCUCUCUCUGCACGUUGAACUCAAAGAAGUCGGAAAUGGCGUCUCCUCCGGUGGUGAGGUUCCCGAUCUUCUUGACGGUGAGAUUAGUCGGUAUUGUGGUUACGCUUCUUCUCUUCGUCUGGACACAGCGUUUCAGAGGAGGCCUUGCUCUCGUUUCCGACAACAAGGAUCUCAUUUUUAAUGUGCAUCCGGUGUUGAUGGUGGUUGGACUUAUUCUAAUCAAUGGCGAAGGGAUGCUUGCAUACAAAACAAUACCGGGAACAAAAAACUUUAAAAAAGGAGUUCAUCUCACGUUACAAUUUCUUUCUUUCGUUCUAAGCUUGAUUGGUAUCUGGGCUGCUUGGAAGUUUCACAAUGACAAGGGCAUCGAGAAUUUCUACAGCCUGCAUUCAUGGUUGGGUCUAGCUUGCCUUUUCCUCUUCUUCAUUCAGUGGGCUGCUGGAUUUGUUACUUAUUGGUACCCAGGAGGGUCAAGAAAUAGCAGAGCCACCCUGUUGCCAUGGCAUGUCUUUUUUGGAAUCUAUAUAUAUGCUCUGGCUCUAGCCACUGCCACUACUGGUAUCUUAGAAAAAGCUACAUUCCUUCAGACAAACAAGGUAAUAUCACGUUAUUCCGGUGAAGCAAUGUUGGUCAAUUCCUUGGGCAUUUUGAUUGUCAUUUUAGGUGGCUUUGUAAUUCUUGGAAUCGUUGCGCCAUCUAAUGAAAAAGCUAAUACCUCAUAAGGAAAUCAAUUACCAAACUGCUUUAUCAACUCACAGUUGUGUGUAGCUUCUACUUCUACCACACAGCUAGCAUGAUGUAUCAAUUGAAUUUAUUUAAAUAUACAUACAGGUUUAUUGUUCUGUUUGGUUUACCUGUACCAACAAGUUUGACUUACGCAAGAUUUGUUUUUGUCCUCUCUUCCUAAAUCGAUUUGUUUACUACUUGUUC